Coniophora puteana RWD-64-598 SS2 is the source of this 3568-nucleotide messenger RNA. RefSeq lists its product as uncharacterized. Gene Ontology annotation, molecular function: syntaxin binding; myosin II binding; GTPase activator activity. Bases 43 to 3303 code for a protein of 1086 amino acids. The transcript has 17 exons. Gene Ontology annotation, biological process: regulation of protein secretion; establishment of cell polarity; regulation of exocytosis. NCBI's taxonomy places the organism in Eukaryota, Fungi, Basidiomycota, Agaricomycetes, Boletales, Coniophoraceae. Gene Ontology annotation, cellular component: plasma membrane; cytoplasm. The record is from RefSeq and is a predicted model, not a curated record.
GCGUUAACUCACGUUGCUCCAAGUUACGGUGAUGAUCCAGCCAUGUUCGCUAAGUCCCAUCAAGUCCACUCAGACCUAUCAUACGAUCUUCGAGAGCAGCUGCUCUGGGAUGUGGGGAUCCUUCACCAACUAAACAUCAGCCAUGACAUAACAGUGGUAGCAAUCGAGCCUUUAGCAGGGUUGCUCGCGAUAGGCACUGCCUCUGGCUCAGUCGUGGUGUAUGGAGGCCCCAGCGUCUCACUAACCCUUCAACUUCCCCAGCGCACAGGCAUAAAACAUCUCUUCUUUGCUUCCAACGUAUUCAAGUUAGUGUGUGCUGAUGCGAGGCACCAACUUCAUAUCUGGGAUUUGGCUUCUGAGGACUUGACAAAACCCCAGAAAUCAACGCAGUUCGAGAACAUCAGUGCACUGACUCUUUCGUCUUGUCAUACCCAUGUCAUGGUUGCACUGUCAACCGGAAUCAUCGCAACCUACGACCUGUUAUGCCUUCGCAAGUCACAGUAUUCCAUACCAAACCUAUGGAUUAUGAUGGACUCCAAACUUAAUCCAAGUAUGAAUGGCCUUACAUGCGUUGGGAAACUCUCCCUGGACUCUCCGGUUCAGGUGCUUCACCAUCCUAGAGACCUCAAUCUGCUGUUUGUUACGUAUAGAGGUGCCAUCAUACUUUGGAAUCUGACGGAAAAACGCGUCAUUCGAACGUAUCAAUUAGUCAUACCUGCUGGAGCACCAGGCAGUAAGGGACGAUUAAGAAAGGAUCUCAUGACCCAUCGAACAUUGGCUGUUACUGCCAUUGCAAUUCACCCGGCUGGCCACUUUUUUGCCGGUGGCUAUGAAGAUGGAUCGAUUGCCUUUUGGGCUAUUGAAGAUGAUGGUGGUCCGUUGCUUGUCAGAACGAUCGACGAGAUGGAUAUCAACGUCGUCAAUGCUGACGUCCUAGAACAACAUCUAGCCGAGAAAGAUAGCCCCAGUGAUCGUCCACAUGACCCUGACUCUGAGCCGAUCACCCAACUGGCUUGGUGUGGAUUUCCCAACUCAUCUGAUCCACGGUGUGGCGAUACUGCUCUUAUUAUACUAGGUGGUCAAGUCAGCGGCCAAUUUGGAAAUGUUCUCGUGCAGCGCAUGCCUGCAUUCAGCCCUUCCGAAACUUCUGACGCAAACCUUUCUCCCGCCAUGCGCCAGGCCAUGAGAGCCAGUUCUAUUCCAACCUCUACAUACGAAUACUUUGGCAAUGGAACUGUUCUUAGCUUCGCAUUAGUACCUCGCGGUAGCCCUCACUUUUUGGGUACCUGGGACCCUCUGGCUAUGAUACUGAUUUCGUCACAAGGCACUACGCCUCAGUCUAUGGAGAUUUUCUCUUUUCCUCCCCCGUCGUUCUCACAACCUGGAGACGAGUCAAAUUCUGACGAAGGGACCCCCAAGGACAUAGUCGACGACCUGGCGGAUACACUUGCUGACAUCAUGUCUGAUGGUGACCCCAAAGCGAUCGAUGUUCCCCCCGGGUUAUGGACAGGUCAUCACGGAAUAUCCUCCACACAACUCAUAGUCUUGCCCAACGAAUCCUACGAAAUUCUGGCUAAAUACACUGCUUCUGAAUCGCCAUUCCCUUUAGAAGGCGGCACAGCGUAUGUUCAGGAGUCAGCACUUAGUAACGCGAAACAAGGAAAGUACCAGCCCCGCCGCAUCCUUGUGACCGUCCAUCAAGACCUGUCGGUACGCUUCUCAGAUGCUAGCGCCCAGCUUUUAGUCGCCUCCAGUGAAGCUCCGCUCUCAAGGCACUAUCCUUGCCCUCUUUACGCGCUGGCAAUUGACGUCUCUGAGCUGUGUGGCCAAGGCAUUGUGUCAAUGCUGUCAAACGGCACUUAUCCUAGAAUUAUCUCUGUGUCAUUAGCUUCUGAAACUUUGGAGUGCGCUGUGGCUCUGGAUAGCGGAGAGGUCAUAUUUUAUCGACUGAGCGAAAACAUACCGGAACGAUCUACAGACGCUACAUCAGCCGAUCCAGAGCUUGUACUCCUCGAUAACCUCCCAACUCGCAAAAGUCAAGGUUUCCGCCCGCUAAUGAUGCUGAAGGGGAAAUCGAUCGCCGUAUCUGCGGUUGCGGUCUCGAAUAUUGGAUUCUUUGCUGUGGGUUAUGCUGACGGCAGCGUUGCUCUUGUCAACUUGCGGGGACCAUCUGUCCUGAGACCUGAAGGAAACGCAGGCAAACGCCACUCAAAAUUAUUUCACCUUCACAGACAUGAUGCGUCGACAGAGCGCAUUGUAUCUCUGAAUUGGUUUAUAUCGGGGCUGAGUACCGAUGAGCACCUCUGCGUUCGUCUCCUGGCUGUUCACGCGUCUGGUUCAACCGAUCACUACAGCAUUACACACAGAGCUGAGACAUCGUCAUGGAAAGCUGAGAAACAUGUUUCGCUAGAGACCAUACCCAACGUUUUGCCGGGAGCAUCAUACCUUCUAGAUAUCCGCGGUGGCGUUUCUAUCGAGGCCAACAGGUCAAGAUUCGCGGCGACAUACUCCCAAACUAAAGCCGCCGACCAUUGCUGCUGGGUUGCAAUAAAUGCUGAUGGUGCCCGUUGUGUCCUUGAUGUUGACGGUGAACGAAUCGGUAGAGUCGACUGGUCCAGUCGGAAGCACUUGGUGACCAACGUACAAAUUGUUAGUAAAAAUGGUUCCCAAGUCUUAGUUGCAAUCACAUCGCAAAACGACAUUAUGGUUUAUUCAUUACCCCAGUUAGAGUAUAUUUUCACCAUUCCGGUACCAAAGGAGUGUCGAGGAGUCGUUUCCGUUGAUAACUCAGGAGACUUUGUCAGCUUGAUCACGGAACCGUCUGGCCUCGCUAUGCAGAUCAAGUUGAGCUCUCUUUUCAGCUCGAGACGGUGUUAUGGCCCGCUAGUGGUAGAUUUAACUCGGGGCCAUCGUAAUCCUAUGCCUCCUCAGCCCCAGCCUGUCUCAGCUGGUCCCGUUUCUGCCCUCGGAUCAUGGCUGCAGUUCAACCGAUCAGCUACAGGCGACCAGAUUGACAAACUAUUUGCUGGACCUGAUAGACAAGUCCCUGAAGCAUCGUGGAACAUAAUGCAACAAAUUCGGGAUUCCGUAGGUGAAGACAAUAUUACCGGGGCCAUGAAUACCCUUGAGCAAACUCGAGGGGAUGUCUACAGUCACCUCACCUCGGCAUUAUCUGAGAGAGGGCAAAUGCUUGGAGACCUGGAGCAACAAAUGAACUCCUUGGGAGAAGGUAGUAAGAAGAUGGUCGAACAGGCUCAGAGGAUUGCCGCAGAGCAAAGCGCUAAGCGCUGGUUCCAGUUUUAGUCUGACAAAUUUGGCUCCCACAAUCGUGACGUUGGAAAAGAUCAUCAGAUUAUACGAGGGACGUGAUACGUAGUUACAUAAUGAUUCGCGUUACUUCAUGGAUCACUUUUUGCCUAUGAAUGCAUCCACGGUACUAGCUGUCAGCUUCUUCCUCUGCUCGUUGAGCAUUCCGAGGAACCCAUCAUCUGACGUCGUCUGUUUCUGGUGGUUCCACUCUUCUGAAUGUUUCGUGACUUGGCCUUCGCCAUUUGUCUCCAAGGUGAGG